AUGAGUUCACCUACAGCUUCGCAAACACAACCUUCGUCUCUUCCGGGAACAAGUUAUAUCAAUAAUCCUACAACAGCCAUACCUUCCAUGCCAAUUCCACUUGAUCUAAAUACAUUAUGGGUCGAGUAUAAAAGUGCUGAUGGAAGAGUUUAUUAUUACAACGCCAAGUCUCGUGAUACAACAUGGACAAAACCAGACGGCCAACGCGUUAUGUCACAAGAGGAAGUUGAUAAAUUAUUAGCCAAUCCUUCGACUAUACAAACUGAAUUAACAUCCUCAUCUACCGCUUCUUCUGCAACGCCGGCACAAACUACAGUAAGUGAAAUAGGUAGUAACGGUGCAAACGAUGAGAAAACAAUGCAAUCAAAUCAAGAUCAAACAAAUAUGUCCGAUCUGGACGUUAAAAAAGUUGAAAGUACAUCAGCAGAGGAUCAGAAGAAUCCACAAGCAUCAACUGCCUAUGAUCAAGCAACAUUCAAUACAGCACAACGCUAUGGUUAUCCUCCCGGUGGAAUGAUGCCGCCAUUCGGAAUGCCACCGCAAGCCAUGAUGAGCAUGAUGGGAAUGAUGCCCCCUCAUUUAAUGGCUCACAUGAGUCAAAUGAUGCCACCUGGCUUUCCAUAUAUGCCACCAAAUCCUCAAAUGAUGCGUUAUCCGUUUAUGAUGCCACCCUUUAUGCAUUUAACACCAGCAGCUGUACAGCAACAACAGCAAACUUCUUCAACAAAAACAACAUCAAGUACUAUUGUUAAUGCCGAAUUCCAAAAGUUAAGACAACGAUUAAUUGAACUUGAAGAAAAAUUAUCGACGGCGAAGGAUGAAGCGGCUAUUUGGUGUGAAUACAAAAAUCCUGAAGAUCGAGCUUAUUACUAUAAUUCAAAGACAACAGAAUCAACGUGGGAUAAGCCAACGGUUUUAAACGAAUUGGUUGAAUUACAAACCGAAAUAGAUUCACUGAAAAAGAACAUUCAACAAGCCGAAGAAGAAGCAAAGCGUUUAGAACAAGAAGCAACUGCUGCUAGUAAUGCAGCUAAAGUGACUGAUGACACAAGUCGUUUGUCACUCCUUAAUGGUCAUACCAUUGAGAAAAUGGAUUUUAAUGAUGUACGACGCAUGGAUAAAAUGGAUACAACAGUAGGUUCAUUUGGACCAGAAGAAAAACGACUAGACACGGAAAAAACAAAACAAAAAUCAAGACCAAUUUCAAGUACACCAGUUUCAGGAACACCUUGGUGUGUGGUUUGGACUGGUGAUGGUAAGGCAUUCUUUUAUAAUCCAACACAACAUUUAUCUGUAUGGGAAAAACCGGAAGAUUUGGCUGGGCGUACUGAUGUCGAUACCUUAUUAAGUGAACCACCAAAAGUGAUUGAUUCAGCUGUUCUGCGUGCUGCAGUCAAGAAGAAAUUGGAUCCAAAAUUGAGUGAUGAUGAGCCAGAGUUCAAAAAACCAAAAGCUGAUACAACGUUGGCGACUAAAGCGGCUAAAGUCGAGCAGACUACAACUCUCAUUUCUCCGCCAAGUACUAGCAAUACUAAUGGUAUUAGCCGAAUAGAAAUGAAGAAAAAAGAUGACGAAGAAGAAGAAGAAGAGAACGAUGAAACCCGUGGUGAACUUAUUACCAAUAAUACUUCAAGUAUUUCUAAUUCUAUUAGUUCAACAACGGACGAUUCACCAAGCAAACUUCAACCAAAACGAAUUGCUGCUGGAAAAGAUGCAGCUAUUGAAGCAGAAGCACAAGCUGCACAACAACGCGCUAUUUUGCCAUAUGAAAACAGAAUAAAACAAUUUCGUGAAAUGUUAGCAGAAAAAGAGGUAUCGGCAUUUGCAACAUGGGAAAAAGAGUUGAAUAAAAUUGUUUUUGAUCCACGAUAUUUAUUACUUACAACGAAAGAACGUAAACAAGAAUUUGAUAAAUUUGUUAAAGAACGAGCUGAAGAAGAGCGAAAAGAAAAAGCAGCAAAAUUAAAAAUGAAAAAAAAACAGUUUCAGGAUUUAUUAAAAGAUGCCAAUUUAAGUACAAGAACAACAUUUAAUGAAUUUUCAUCACGUUAUGGCAAAGAUGAACGUUUUCGUGUUAUUGAAAAAUCGCGUGAUCGUGAAACAUGGUUUCAAGAAUAUUUAAAUGAAUUAAAACGACGUGAAAAAGAAGAACGUUAUAGUAGUAAAGAAAAAUUGAAAAAGGAUUUUUUCUCAAUGUUAAAAGAAUUGAAACUAACUCAAAAUUCAUCAUGGUCGGAUAUUAAACGUACAACUGAACACGAUCAUCGUUAUAAAGUAAUUGAAUCAAGUUCAAGACGUGAAGAUUGGUUUAAAGAAUUUUUAUCAAAAUAUGCUGUUGAAAAUGAAAAAACAGAAUCGAAAAGUGAUGCACCAUCAGAGGAUGAUGAAGAAGAAAAAGUACGUCAACGAGAAAAAGAAAAACAAGAACGUAUUGAUGCCAGUAUAAAGAAGCGAACAGAAGAAGUAAAAGAACAAUUAUCAACGUAUCAACGUGAAUUAGAAAAAGAACGUGAACAAUUAAAAAAAGAAAAAGCAAUUGAAAACUUUAAAGCAUUAUUAACGGAUAUGGUACGAACGCCCGAUGUCGAUUGGAAAGAUACAAAAAAACUAUUGCGUAAAGAUCAACGAUGGGAUCAAUGUAAACAAUUAGAACGUGAACAUCGAGAAAAUUUAUUUGAUGAACAUAUAAAUCAAUUACAAAAGAAACGUAAAAUAGCAUUUCAUCAAUUAUUAAACGAAAAACAAGACAUUGUAACAUUAACAUCAACGUGGAAAGAAGUGAAAAAAGUAAUUAAAAAUGAUCCACGUUUUGAAAAAUUUUCUAAUAGUGAUAAAAAGAAAGAAAAAGAAUUUGAUGAAUAUAUUAAAGAAAGAUAUCUUGAUGCAAAAAAUGAAUUUAAAGAAUUAUUACAAGAGACAAAAAAUAUAACACACAAAUCACUUCAAAUGAUAAAUGAAUCUGACCAACAUCUUCGUGAAAUUGAAACUACACUUAAAAAUGACAAACGUUAUUUAUCUCUUGAUGUUGCACCAGAAGAAAGAAAGAAAGUUUUGAUGAAUUAUCUUGAAGAAAUUGCUGUCAGAGGUCCACCGCCACCACCAACAGCUUCAGAACCAAAUGCUAGACGAAAAAUUCAAUAA
This is a messenger RNA of Didymodactylos carnosus, 3141 nucleotides long. The record is from the annotation of a GenBank genome assembly. Lineage: Eukaryota; Metazoa; Rotifera; Eurotatoria; Philodinida; Philodinidae.